AACUUGUACGAAGUUGACGUUCGUGCAUGUGAGCUUUUGUAAGAAAUAUUUUUGCUACAAACUGUCGCUACAAUGACGGAUGUGCAACAAACGGAACGGAACACCCGCGUAUCUUCCGAAACGGAAAACACUACACUCGUAAAAAACGAAGCUGCCGGCGGUGGUUCGUCCUCCGAUUCGUCGACGAAGAAAAAGAAAAGCCAGCGAUCAAAAGCCACCCAUCCACCUACAUCCGAAAUGGUGAAUAAUGCGAUUAAGACCCUUCAGGAACGCAACGGUUCGUCGCUUCAAGCUAUUAAAAAGUACAUGGCUUCUAAUUACAAAGUUGACGCUGAGAAGAUGGCUCCGUUUAUUAAGAAAUUCCUGAAGACCGCCAUCGCUGCAGGCGCUAUUGUCCAAACUAAAGGUAAAGGUGCGUCAGGAUCGUUUAAACUACCAUCGGCCUUUGCAAAAAAGUCUGGCAGAGCAAGGACUUCCUCCCUUAAAAAGAAACCUGCCGCCGCCGUAUCUAAAACGGCCAAAGCUCGAGCUAUCUCUACGAAGAAAUCCUCCUCAGCUGCGAAGGCAAAAACAACGCCGGUGUCCGGUUCCCCUGUUGUUGAAAGCAAAAAGAAGGCUGCGGUAAAAGCCAAAAAGUCGCCAACGGUCGGAGAAAAGAAAGUAACCAACUCUACUACUGCCGCAGUGAAAAAAACCACCACGGUUAGAAAAGCACCAUCCAAAGCUAAAAAAGUUACCAAGGGACCGACGAAAAAGCCGAAAGCGCCGAAACCUAAAAUCGCCAAGAAAGUCGCUGGUGGUGCUGCACAAUUGAAAUCGUCGUCCACGAAAAAGAGAAGUUUACCAAAAAGAAAAUGAGCUCUGCAGUUACAAUUAAGUGCUUUCUCACAAGCUGCCACACAAAGGCCCUUUUCAGGGCCAAUAAUGGUAUAACGAAAAAGAAUUCGAAAUAAUUUUAAUCUAUACAUAAUGUACUUCGACAGUAUGCAUCUUACAAUUAGUUCCAUUCGCAGUAGUUACCACUUGUGCGGUGGUAAUUGAAAAUUUCAAAUAAUUUUAUUUCUGGAAUAACCCAGAAUAGGGGCCAUAACGAAAAUAAAUUUAGAAAAUAUAAUACAAACUAUU
This is a messenger RNA of Onthophagus taurus, 1125 nucleotides long. RefSeq names its product histone H1-like. Gene Ontology annotation, biological process: nucleosome assembly. Gene Ontology annotation, cellular component: nucleosome. NCBI's taxonomy places the organism in Eukaryota, Metazoa, Arthropoda, Insecta, Coleoptera, Scarabaeidae. The record is from RefSeq and is a predicted model, not a curated record. Gene Ontology annotation, molecular function: DNA binding; structural constituent of chromatin.